CACGUGAUAAGUAUGGGUAGCAUAACUUGAUCCCACUUCUCCCACCUGGGAAUGAGUGGGUGAACGUGGUCACCCCUGUUGUCUGUGUGAAUCUCAGCGCCUACAACCAAGCGGCAGGGAGCACAAGCAUGCUCCUGAAAGCAGGGCCCCAGCUGGGCGCGGACGCCGGCCAUUGCCAUGGAGAGUGUCAGCCAAUGAGGUAAGCUGGCCGGGCCGGAGCGAGCCUGUUUCACAAAUUCGGGGGCUCGAUUUGUUCUUCGUGUGAAAAAAGGACGAAUAAACGAGCUGCACAGGUUCUCAGUACAAUACCGAGGACAGCGCACACCCAGCAAGAUGAUGCACAUGAUCCUGAACCAAAUGGAAUCGUUAGACAGACAUGUGAAUGUGUUAAUAGACUACAUGUUCGGUCCUAGAGAUCCCAGGGUUAAAGGAUGGCUAAUGCUGGAUUCCUAUUUACCUACGUUCCUCCUUACACUCUUGUACCUAAUCGCUAUAUGGCUGGGAACAAAGUAUAUGAAGGAGAAACCUGCAUUCUCUCUCAGGAUUCACUUAAUAAUAUAUAAUCUUGGAGUAAUGCUUCUGUCUCUCUACAUGUUUAUUGAGCUGGUCCUGGCAAGCUGGGAAGGCAAGUACAACUUGCAGUGUCAAAAUCUCCACAGUGCCAAUGACGCUGACAUUAGGGUGGCAAAGGUGCUUUGGUGGUACUACUUUUCUAAAGCUAUUGAAUUUAUGGACACGUUUUUUUUCGUCUUACGGAAGAAAAAUAGCCAGAUUACAUUUCUUCAUGUAUAUCACCAUGCAACAAUGUUCAACAUCUGGUGGUGCGUCCUUAACUGGAUACCUUGUGGCCAAAGUUUCUUUGGUCCAACACUGAACAGUUUUAUCCAUGUAUUAAUGUACUCCUAUUAUGGCCUAUCCACCAUUCCAUCCAUGCAGCCUUAUCUUUGGUGGAAGAAAUACCUGACCCAAGCACAGCUGGUACAAUUUGUGCUUACAAUUAUCCAUACACUCAGUGCAGUAGUGAAACCAUGUGGAUUCCCACUUGGCUGCUUGUUAUUCCAGUCCUCCUAUAUGGUCACACUGGUCAUCCUGUUCAUAAACUUUUACAGAAAGACUUACAGAAAAUCAGUACAACAGGAUGACAAAGCUGCUUCUGAUCUGAAUGAAAUGAAGAAUGGAUAUUACAAUGGCUAUGCAAAGACAAUGAAAGGCAGCACAUCAAAUAAAAUAGAUUAAUUUCUAUAAAGCAAGUAUAGCAUUAAAGUACUGAUAAACACUCAUAGUUACAUCUACCUGCUCUCUUAAUUUAAAAUAUUAAAAUUUCUCUAUUGGUCUUUAAAACAGAAAACCAGAACAUUUGAAUGCACUGGUUACAAAAAAAACUUGUACUUAAUUUUUAGUUCAGUUAAUAUUUUAUCAGAGUUUUCAGAUCAUUGUACUUUUCAGAUGUGACCUACAAAUUUAAACAAUUGUCUGGUUUCUGGAUCCAGCAUAGGUUACAAGUCCAGAAUCUUAGAGGAAUUUAGAUCAUUCUGGAACAGAAUUUCAAAUGAAUGUAACUGCCUUGUCAUUUGUAUAUUCACCCAAAUUUCAGUAAAAAUACAUGAUUAUUUUCACCAGUAAAUAUGUUUACAAAACUGCCUUACUUCUGGAGCACACAGUGAUAAUACCCUUCACAAAAACUCAAAUUCAAGAUUUUUAUUUAAACUUCUUUCAAUAUUAAGGUCUGUUCCACCUGUCUCAAGAUCUAGAUUUCUACAUGCUAAUUAAAAUGCUUGAAUUUUAUUUGUAUAUUCAUAAAUGUAGACUUUGUACUCUACUGACUGAUUGAGUUGUUUGUAUAAACCUUUUAAAAAAAGUCUAAUAA
This is a messenger RNA of Chiloscyllium plagiosum (whitespotted bambooshark), 1867 nucleotides long. It is a transcript of the gene elovl2, whose product is annotated as ELOVL fatty acid elongase 2. Gene Ontology annotation, cellular component: endoplasmic reticulum; endoplasmic reticulum membrane. Gene Ontology annotation, biological process: fatty acid elongation, polyunsaturated fatty acid; very long-chain fatty acid biosynthetic process; fatty acid elongation, saturated fatty acid. Gene Ontology annotation, molecular function: fatty acid elongase activity. NCBI's taxonomy places the organism in Eukaryota, Metazoa, Chordata, Chondrichthyes, Orectolobiformes, Hemiscylliidae. The record is from RefSeq and is a predicted model, not a curated record.